AAUACUGUAGUUGGAUACAGUUGAACCUAAGUACUAAAACAAAGCUCAGGUAAUGGCUUUCUUUGGAUUAACUUUUCUAGGUCCUCAGGAUCCCUUUCGUGAUAAAAAACUAUCAUUACCAAAAUAUGAAGUGCCAGUGGGAACAAUCCCUCCGAAAUUGGAACUUUUCUACCCAAAGCUCCCACCUAUAGGACAAUUUGGGUACAAUGACGACACUGAACACCAGGGUAGCCAUCAGAAAUAUCAAGAGGCUAUCAAACAGAAGAGGCUCAAGAAAUACCCCAAUCAAGAAUACAGGGUACCACUGACUUGUGGACAAGAUAUUGGUUGGUGGCAGCCCAAGAAUUCAUCAAUCAAGCCAGAAGAUACAUUACCUUGGAUAAAGGUGCCAAGGUACCCACUGAUGCGGAGUCCCAUGACCAAGUUUAUAGACUACAUGGCAGUCACUGAUCCUCUCUUCAGCCUGUUCUGAGUGAAGGUUCCUGAAGCCUAAGAAGAAGCAGGAGAGCCCCUUGACUGGAUAAUAAGUGGAAUUAACAAGUUUGUUCUCUCUCUGUCUCUCCUGUGAAAGGGAGAUGGAGACCUUUUUUUGGUGUUUCAAUAAACCAGAGCAGAACACAA
Molecule: messenger RNA, 621 nt
Organism: Crotalus tigris (Tiger rattlesnake)
Lineage: Eukaryota; Metazoa; Chordata; Lepidosauria; Squamata; Viperidae
Gene: SPMIP11
Product: testis expressed 49
Exons: 4
Coding region: 53-472 (139 amino acids)
Source: RefSeq, a predicted model, not a curated record